Messenger RNA from Aaosphaeria arxii CBS 175.79, 276 nucleotides. RefSeq lists its product as uncharacterized. NCBI's taxonomy places the organism in Eukaryota, Fungi, Ascomycota, Dothideomycetes, Pleosporales. The transcript is spliced from 2 exons. The annotation marks the transcript as partial. The record is from RefSeq and is a predicted model, not a curated record.
CUUCUAGGCUUCUUCUUCCCCGGCCUCGCCCCUGCGACCUCCCCGACUUGGUCCCUUCUUACUGGUGGCACAAGCAUCUAUGGUCGGGUGCUCUGCACCUGUGGGUUGCUUCUGUUAUUUGGGAAGUAUGCUUCGGAAUAUUUGGAGAAAUUGCUGGAAACCUACUAUUGUCAAUUGAGGUACCCUAUAGUUACCGAUGAAGCAUAUAAUAUGCUCAUUUUCUGGGUCUGCGCUCAGCCGUUUGCACGAUCGGCACGCACUUCCCUCGCGAAGGUA